Gastrolobium bilobum is the source of this 2229-nucleotide messenger RNA. RefSeq names its product CRM-domain containing factor CFM9, mitochondrial. The transcript has 4 exons. The coding region runs from base 208 to 1977 and encodes 589 amino acids. Gene Ontology annotation, molecular function: RNA binding. Lineage: Eukaryota; Viridiplantae; Streptophyta; Magnoliopsida; Fabales; Fabaceae. The record is from RefSeq and is a predicted model, not a curated record.
UUUGGUGCGAGAAAUCUGCAGAGGCAUUGCUUCAAGCCACUCUCUUCUCUCCUUCAACUUCAAUCCAAUCUCUUCAAAAAUGUUGUACCUUUAGGACAUACAUGGGAGCAGAGCAACAUUGUUAAAGACUCAGCAUACGAUAAAGUUAGUUUUUCUUGUCAUGUUAAGCCGUUGAAUGUUUUGAAUGGAUUAUCCUUAUCUCGGGCAAUGUCAACAUCGAAAGGAAGGAGUAUGAGGAGCAAGGUGGAAAGGAGAAUGCAGAAAGAGUCUGGUAAAACAUUGAGGGAAAUUCGAAGAGCUAAGAAAUUGAAGAAGAAACUUAUGACCGAGGAGGAGAGGCUCAUUUACAAUCUCAGAAGAGCCAAGAAGAAAGUGGCAUUGCUACUACAAAAACUCAAGAAAUAUGAGCUACCAGACCUGCCUCCUCCUCGUCAUGAUCCAGAGCUCUUAACACCUGAACAGCUUCAGGCAUUUAAAAAAAUUGGCUUCAGGAAUAAGAACUAUGUUCCAGUUGGUGUUCGUGGAGUCUUCGGAGGAGUUGUGCAAAAUAUGCAUCUCCAUUGGAAGUUUCAUGAGACUGUGCAAGUUUGUUGUGACAACUUCCCCAAGGAAAAAAUAAAAGAAAUGGCUACAAUGCUUGCAAGAUUGAGUGGCGGGAUUGUGAUAAAUGUUCAUAAUGUGAAAACAAUCAUUAUGUUCCGUGGUAGAAACUAUCGCCAACCCAAAAAUUUGAUACCUAUUAACACCCUUACAAAGAGGAAGGCUCUAUUCAAGGCCAGAUUUGAGCAAGCUCUUGAAUCUCAGAAAUUGAACAUAAAGAAAAUAGAACAGCAGCUCCGGCGAAUGGGAGUAAAUCCUGAGGAUCCAACUGCCAUGGCCAGCAUCCAGAGAGUUGCUUCCACAUUCUUCAAUGCUAUUGACAAGAAAGAGGGAACCCCUUAUGUCUUCCAUGAAGGCAAGCAGUCAAUAACAGAACCUACUGAAGGUUUGGAAGAGUCAGAGCCUUCUAUCGAUAGUGAUCAGGAAGAGUUAGAUCAAUUCAUUGCCGAGAUAGAGGAUGCAGCCGAUAAAGAAUAUGAAGCUGAAGAGGCAAAAGAAAAAGAAGAGCUUGGCAGAAUUAGAUAUUGGAACAGAGAAGAAUAUGGUGGAAGAUUCAGAAGAUCAGAUGAUCCUAGAAAUGAUGACUAUGAUGGUGAGGUUAGAGGCUCAAGGGUUCGGCAAACUACACGUCCUAAGCGUCAGGCUAACGAUAGUGAUGAUGAAGAGAAUGGUCAUUCUGAAGACGAUGAUGAGUGGCAUUCCAGUAAUAUCGCAGAUGAUAGUGAUCUUGAUAGCAAUUCUGAUGGCUCUAUUGAAGCUAGAGACUCCUUGAAGGAAAGUAGGGGGAAAAGGGAGAGGCAGAAUAAUGUUGGAACGGGUAGGGCCCGAGUUAAUGAAAGUUCAAAUAGACAUGCUGAAGCUAAAUUUAGAAGGAAUAUGGCCAUAGAAGAUUCUGAAUCAGAAGGUAUGUUGAGUGAUGUUGAAAAUGCAAUGUGGGAGUCUGAUGAGGAAGAAAAUGGCUCAGGACAUUCGAGAAAGUUCAGUGAUAAUAACUAUAAGAGCAGCAGCAGUGAUGAUGAGUAUGCGUAUCAAAUAAAGAGAGACAAAAAGAAUGUUGUGAGGGAUCAUGAGGGUAAGGUUGAUGAUUCUGCUCAAUAUCAUAAUAGCUUUGAUGCAACAAAGAGUGUGAGAGGGAGGCAAGAAGGAAUUAGCAGUAUUGAUUCUGAAUCCAUAGAUAUAUUUAGCAAUUCAGAAAACUUGAUGUGGCUUUCAGAUGCUGAGGAGGACUCAAGAGUAUCAAGAGCUGAUGGAUACAGUAGGAGGGACACUGGGGAUGAUUUGGACACCACCACAAAUUCACAUAAUAAUGUGGUCAAAAGUGAUAUCCAUAAGAGGAGAACACCAAAAGAGGCUGAUGAGGCUUGGGACAGUGACUAGCCCAGUUAAUGCAAGACCAUAAUCCAUUGUGGUAUUUUAGACUUUGUUGUCUUACAAGCAUUCUUGAACAAAUAAUUGGACCAAACAAAAUCAUGAAGGUAUAAAGCCCAAUAUGGCCCGAUUAUUCAGUCAUGUAGAUUCCUCUCACUAUUAUCUUAUCCUCAAGAUUAAUGUUAGUGUGUUUGGUAUUAAUUGCGUCGCAAUAGCGCCGUGAGCCGCGCCGUAUGGGCGUUGCGGUGCCUCGCCGCAAGA